This is a messenger RNA of Triticum aestivum (bread wheat), 1665 nucleotides long. RefSeq names its product fructan 6-exohydrolase-like. The transcript has 5 exons. The record is from RefSeq and is a predicted model, not a curated record. Gene Ontology annotation, molecular function: hydrolase activity, hydrolyzing O-glycosyl compounds. NCBI's taxonomy places the organism in Eukaryota, Viridiplantae, Streptophyta, Magnoliopsida, Poales, Poaceae. Gene Ontology annotation, biological process: carbohydrate metabolic process. Bases 1 to 1665 code for a protein of 554 amino acids.
AUGCCCGGACUCCCUCUCGCCGCGUGCGUCCUCGCCUUACAACUCUGCCUUCUCCUCUCUCCGUCCAACUCCCUCCGCCGGCUGUCGGAAGCGGUCCAGCAUGGCGGUGGCAUCAGGCCCGCCUACCACUUCCUGCCCGCCAAGAACUGGCAGAACGGGCCAAUGUACCACAAGGGUGUGUACCACUUGUUCUACCAGUACAACCCGCUUGGCGCGAUGUGGGGCACCGGCAACCUCUCCUGGGGUCACUCCGUCUCCCGCGAUCUCGUCAACUGGGACGCCAUCCACACCGCGCUCGACCCCAUCGCCCCCUUCGACGCGAAUGGCUGUUGGUCAGGCUCCACUACCGUUCUCCCUGGCGGCGUCCCAGCUUUGUUGUACACUGGCAUCGACACUCAUAAGGUGCAGGUGCAGAACGUCGCCUUCCCUAAAAACCCUGCUGACCCAUUCCUCCGCGAGUGGGUGAAGCCCACCUACAACCCUGUCAUCCCGCACCCGGCCGACGUCCCCAGCGACAGCUUUCGCGACCCUUCGACGGCGUGGAUAGGAAGCGAUGGCAUGUGGCGCAUCGCCGUUGCAGCCAAGGUCGGUGGCCCCAUGGGUAUUGCCUCCGCCCUUAUCUACCGGAGCAAAGAAUUACGGCGCUGGAAGCGGAAUGCCUUACCGUUGUACACAUCACGGUCCGCCAUCAUGGUCGAGUGCCCAGACCUGUUCCCAGUGGCGGGGCCGGACACGGAGGAGGGGCGGCUCGACUAUGCAUCCAUUGCGGCGAACGGUGCUGUGAGGCACGUGCUGAAGCUGAGUGUGAUGAACACGACUCAAGACUACUACGCGGUCGGCAGGUACGACGACGCGGCCGACACCUUCACACCACAGGUGGACAUGGAGCGCAACAUCGGCGACUGUCGAACUUGGCGUCGUAUCGACUAUGGCCAUGUGUAUGCAUCCAAGUCCUUCUUUGACGCAGGGAAGAACCGGCGCGUGUUGUGGGCGUGGGCCAAUGAGUCCGAUAGCCAGGACGAUGAUAUUGCAAGGGGCUGGUCCGGUGUCCAGACGGUUCCGAGAAAGGUGUGGCUAGACGGCGAUGGGAAGCAGCUUCGACAGUGGCCGAUUGAGGAGAUCGAGACGCUAAGGAGGAAACAAGUCAUUGGCUUGCUUGGAGCGCAAGUGAACGUCGGAGGCAUGAACGAGAUCAUUGGUGCAGGCGCACAAGCUGACGUGGAGGCUGUCUUUGAGAUCCCAUCCCUGGAAGAGGCCGAGAGCUUCGAUCCCAACUGGUUGUUAGACCCGCAAAUGUUGUGUGCGGAGAAGGGUGCGUCCGCGCGGGGCGGGGUCGGCCCAUUCGGGCUACUCGUCAUGGCCUCUGGCGACUUGCGCGAGUACACAUCUAUCUUCUUCAGGGUGUUCAAAUACGAUCAGAAGUACAAAGUCCUCAUGUGCACCGACCUCACAAGUUUCCCGUCUCAACUUGUCGGUAGGAACGUUGCCAUCACUGGGUACUAUGGCGGCUUCGUAAAUCUCAAGAUGAUAUGCCGCUUCAGUCUCUUGAAGGUGCUCAUAGGGGUAGGAGUUCAGGAUCUCCGCCGAUACAACGCUAAGAAUAAAGUCUGGAGGUACAUGAAACCACACUUUGCAAAGUUCAUGACUCACACCCUCUUUGGCUAA